AUGGAGGAACCAAGACGCUCUUUAGAGCCAACAGGCGAGAAGUUCUCGUCUACCUCCGACCAAGACUUUGACGACAGCGACUCCCACGAAGACAUGGACCGCCGCAACUCUACGCAUUCUGCGCAUGCUUCCAAACAGCAGGACCUGGAACUCGCAAAGACGAAGUCAAUCGCAGAGACCAUGUCUCCACUCCGCGAAGCUUUCUUUGUCGGUUUGCUCUGCUCUGCUCAGUUCGUCACACAAGCAGGUCUGCUCGGCACUCUCAAUAUCUUGCAUAUCAUCGGAUCCGAUCUUGGUAUCACCGACCCCGGUGUCCUGUCGUGGCUGAUAGCGGGUUAUUCGUUGACAGUCGGUACCUUCAUCCUGCUAUCUGGCCGUUGCGGAGAUCUCUUCGGAUACAAGAACAUGUUGAUCAUCGGCUAUAUCUGGUUUGGCGUCUGGAUGAUAGUAGCCGGAUGCAGCGUAUACAUUGAAGGUAAUGGUGGCCAGGUGCUUUUCAUCUUCUCGCGCGUGCUGGGAGGUAUUGGACCGGCAAUAUUACUGCCCAAUGCGCUUGGCCUACUAGGCGCGACGUAUAACGAGGGGAAGAGGAAGGAUAUGGUGUUCUCGCUGUUUGGAGCAUGCGCACCCGGUGGCGGUAUAGCUGGCGGCGCGUUUGCUGGUCUGUGGGCGCUCUUGUGGUGGCCGUGGGCAUUCUGGACGUUCGGCAUUGCGCUGUUCUGCCUUGCAAUCUUGUCGAUCUUCAUCCUCCCCUCAGUACCGCUCGAUCCGGAAGUUCGCAAUCUCUCGCACAGGGAACGAGUUCGUGAGCUUGACCUACUCGGCGCAAGUGUGGGCAUUACCGCCAUGAUCCUGUUCAACUUUGCCUGGAAUCAAGCGCCUGGUUUUGGAUGGGGACACCCCUACAUCUACGUCUUGCUAAUAGUCGGCCUUCUUCUCUUUCCGCUCUUCUUUUGGAUCGAGAUCAAAGUCGCCAAGAAGCCUCUCAUUCCGUUUGAUGCGCUCAGUACGGAUGUCUCGUUCGUGUUGACUUGCAUAGCAUGUGGCUGGGCUGCUUUCGGUAUCUGGGUUUAUUACUUCAUCCAAAUGCUCCAGCAGCUGCGUGGCGAGUCUCCGCUUCUCACAAUGGCUCAUCUCUGCCCUGUCGUGAUAUCCGGCUUCAUCGCUGCGGUCACCACUGGCCGUGUCAUCUCGCGCAUCGGCCCAGGUUGGGUCAUGCUUAUCAGCAUGCUAGCCUUUUUGACGGGCAACAUUCUCGUUGCUACACUCCCCGUCAACCAGAUCUACUGGGCGCAAACCUUUGUUACCACGCUCAUCAUCCCAUGGGGCAUGGACAUGAGCUUUCCUGCCGGCACGUUGAUCAUGAGUAAUGCUGUCGCUAAAAAGCACCAAGGCAUGGCAGCGAGUUUGGUCAAUACGAUCGUGAACUACAGUAUCAGUAUCGGGGUUGGCAUCGCAGGAACAGUGGAGGUGCACGUCAACAAUGGCGGAAGAACGGCGGAGGAUGAACUGCACGGUUAUCGCGGCGCCAUGUACGUUAGCGUCGGACUGAGCGGCAUGGGUGUGGUGACGAGCUUGCUGUUCCUGCUCAAGAUGUGGUUGAGAGAAAAGAGGGCGCAGAAGAAAAUCUGA
Messenger RNA from Alternaria triticimaculans, 1632 nucleotides. RefSeq lists its product as uncharacterized. The transcript is spliced from 3 exons. The record is from RefSeq and is a predicted model, not a curated record. Gene Ontology annotation, molecular function: transmembrane transporter activity. Gene Ontology annotation, cellular component: membrane. NCBI's taxonomy places the organism in Eukaryota, Fungi, Ascomycota, Dothideomycetes, Pleosporales, Pleosporaceae. The coding region runs from base 1 to 1632 and encodes 543 amino acids. Gene Ontology annotation, biological process: transmembrane transport.